Messenger RNA from Lactuca virosa, 1186 nucleotides. NCBI's taxonomy places the organism in Eukaryota, Viridiplantae, Streptophyta, Magnoliopsida, Asterales, Asteraceae. The record is from the annotation of a GenBank genome assembly.
CUCGAAUCAUCUUUUCCCCAUAAUUCUUUCUUCCCUCAAACAAUUCUCUCUCUUUCUAACUCAAACGGCUUCUUCUUCUUCUUCUUCUUCUUCCCUCUUCCUCCAACCAACAACCGAGAACCAUCGUUCUCUCGCACUCAAAUGAUGACUCUCGGAGCAUAAAAUCAGUUGGGCAAUUACAGAGUAGAAACUGAGAAUUAAAGAUGGGAAAGUACAUACAGAGGAACUCAAAGACUGCCAGGAAGGUUUCGAUAAUGGAUAUACCUUCUCAUGGCGGCGUCCGUACUCGCGCCAGAACACUAGCUCUCCAGAAAGCUUCCUCCGCCGUGUCGCCAGGUGCUGGUUCCUACAUUCAACUCCGUAGCCGUCGUCUAGUCAAGCCAACUCCUUCAAACAUUCAGAAGGAGAACCGUGUUCCACCAAAACCGAAUAAACAUUCUAGCAAAGGAGCCGGUUCUUCGACACUGAACGUUAAUUCUCGGAAUUCUUCUCGGUCUGUUAAGAAAUUGGUGCAUAGGAAAGACGAGAUUCGUCAAGAAAUUGAGAUUACGGAUGCUGAAGAUGUGGGAAUCGAUGAUGAAGCUUCAUUUGGUGAGAACAUGUUGGAAAUUGAAGGUAGAGAAAGGAGUAUACGCGAGACAACACCAUGCAGUUUGAUUAAGGAUCCAAACACUACAAAUACUCCAACUUCUUCUACAAAGAAGACUUAUUCUACAAAUUCCAAUUUAAGAGUACAAAUUCCACCUCCAAGACUCAUCCCUACAACCGUUGAAAUGGAAGACUUCUUCACAGAGCCAGAAAAACACCAACAAAAACAGUUUAUCGAGAAGUAUAACUUUGAUCCGGUGAAUGAGAAGCCUCUCCCUGGGCGCUAUCAAUGGGUGAAAAUGGAUAAUUAAAUUUGAAAGGGUAAAAUAGUAAUUAGGGUAUCUUUGUAAAGAAAGAAGUAGGAGGAAUGAAAAAGAGUUAAUUAGGUUAGGGUGUAGAUUAAUGAUCUGUAGUAUAAGAAAAAAAAAAGGUUAAUUUUCUAACAGAUCAUCUACUAACAAGGGGAAGAAGAAGGUGGUGGUGAUUGAAUGAAUGACUGUAGGUUUUAUUUAUACUUCCUUUGUUUAUGUACUUUGUACUCCUGGGAAAGUUUAAGACACCCCCCUCCCCUUAAUAAAAAUGACAAUAUUACCCCUCU